GACUCAUUAAUCGAGGACUCGAUAAACAUCAUCGCUGAGGAGAUCACAAAGCAGUACAUGCCGAAUGGAGAAUCCAUUGAUGCCAUUUUAGGACUCGAGUCCCGGGGUUUUCUUUUUGGAACAUUGCUUGCAGUAAAGCUGAAAUGUGCCUUUGUUCCAAUCCGAAAGGCGGGCAAACUACCGGGCGACUGCUUCAAGAAGACUUAUGAUCUGGAAUAUGGUUCGGCCUCUUUGAAUGUUCUUGGGGCUGGCGUUCUCGUGGAGAUUUGCGAAUGCAAGGGUGGUGAAAAACUGGACAAAGCGGGUCUUCGCUGGUUCUCCAUCCUCAAAUUUUAA
Mesocestoides corti is the source of this 336-nucleotide messenger RNA. NCBI's taxonomy places the organism in Eukaryota, Metazoa, Platyhelminthes, Cestoda, Cyclophyllidea, Mesocestoididae. The record is from the annotation of a GenBank genome assembly.